GACGUCCUGUUCAGUGGCGCGUCUCAAGGAGAUGGGCGAGGAGUUAGUGGUGAGAUCUCGGGGCUCAUUAGUCCCUCCGCCCAUCAGUCACGCGGCGGUCCGCGGGCUCAGGAGGCGGGUUAGGCAGUCCCGGGACAUGGCGGAAGGUGGAGGCUGGCAGCCGCCGCGCCCGUGCGAGGCCUACCGCGCCGAGUGGGAGCUCUGCAGCAGCGCCGGCCACUUCCUCCGCCACUAUUACGUCCACGGCGAGCGGCCGGCCUGUGGGCAGUGGCGGCGCGACCUGGACAGCUGCCGCGAGUGGGAGGAGCGCCGCAGCGCCGAGGCCCAGCGGUCCCUACGUGAGAGCGAGCAGGCGAGAGUCCGGGCUGCACGGAAGCACGGCCUGGUGUGGGCCCCCAGGCAGAGCCCCCCUGCAGACUGGCACCUCCCUCUGCCCCAGGACAACGACCGGUGACAGGCCCAAAUAGUCCAGAAGGUCCCUGGGAGCUUCCGCCUGGCGUGGGACACAGAGUCCCCAUCUCCAGCCUCGCCUGCCCCACCACACUCAGAGCCAGUUCACUCAGCGUGCAGCUCCAGGAAGCCAGGCAUCCCUGCGUGUCCCUGUGGGCGGCCAACGGGCAGGCCAAGGGACAGCAGCAAGGAGAGGCCGUCCCAAGGGCUGGGCUCCUCAGCUGAACACUCAAGGGGCAGCCCGGAUCCGUGUGGAUGCGCAGGUGGCCCUGUAUGGCCCUGGUCUGGUGAUGGCCACGCAGUACUGGCCGCAGGUGCCCUCCCACCGCGGGCACUUCCUCUGCUCCUCUGUAGGCGCGGGCGGCGUCACCUCCUCGGCCCACGGCUCCAGGACACACAACCUUGUGUAAAGAGGGAUCCUAGACUCUUGGCUGAAGACACCCAAGCCCAACACAUGGAAUUUUGGUCUUCUUCCCUCGGAAUUUCCCCUGGUCGUUUUUUGAAAAUGUGGAAUAUAUCAAAAGACAUUUCACAGGUUUGAUUCCAAACAGAAGCUGAAAAUUAAAUCCACAGUUUAAUUUUGAAAGAGUUAGAUUUAUAACCUGACGUUGUGCUGGCCAGUAUUAGAGUUUUGUAUGCUUACACUCUUGUAGAUGUUUUUAAAAUAUAUGUAUUUGAACCAACGGGAACACUAGUUCUUCAGAGGUCUCUUUAUUAUGGGUGAAACGAUUUAGCAUCUGUGCCAUGUAACAGGCCCCAGCAUGUGGUGCUGAGGGUCACGCCUGCGGCAUCUCAGUGCCUCCCUCACGAUCUGGCCAGAGGUGGUGGUUCAACAUCAUUUUACUUAUUCUUGGGGGCAAAAUAAUCCAUCACUUCAGAAGGGCACACAUUAAGAGAGUAAAAUCUCCCAUCAUGUGUGUUUGCUCUUGUGUGCCCCAAGUGUCCUUUGUGACUGUGUACCUGUGAGUGGUGGGGUGCGCACAAAGGACUCCCACAGCAGAGGUGAGUAUAAAGAAGACCCAGGGUCCCCCCGUCGCAGCGGGGAGCCCUGGUGUGUCUGAGGCAACCAGCGUCCGUCCACCGUGGCUGCGUUCACGGGCAUUUCUGGCCGAGGAGGAGGAGGAGGGAGGCUGCUACAGCUCCACCUGUGUCCUCCUUUCUCUGAAACCUAGGCAGGGAGGCCGUCAGCCACUCCUGGUGGAGCCGCUCUCCUACUGCUGCUGGGUUAGGGCCUUGGGUGCCUGUGGCCAGGUGCUGGCUCCAUCAGGAGUCCCACAACUUCUUGGAUGCUGAGCGAGCUCCACCGCAGAUGAUCGUCACCCUGGAAAAUGUUCCUCUGUCCACCCAUGUCCACCCCUCAUGUCUGCACACCCUGGGACCACAGGCUUGAAACAGACAAGUGGCCUCAGUCCCGUUGAGUUCAGGAGACAGACAUGAACAUUCAAACAUCAGCUGUGAAGAAAAUGACAGUGACAAGGCAGAGCAUCAUCUUUCAAACUUUGGGGAUAGAGCCCACAAUGAUAAGCAGUUUGCAUUGUGACCUGGUGCAUCCUGUUACAUGGCGCGCUGUCACUGAGCUGGGCUUCGCGGAGCAGCACCUGCCCCCACCGUGAGAUACUGCUGCUGGGCCUGGCUCCAUUACAUGACGCCGUGAAAGGACGUAAUUAUAGGGAUGCGGACGAUUAUGGGGCAGCAUCCUGUAGUGCAGGACUGCAGGGGUGGCUGUGCUGUGACACGUGGACACACAGAUGAGCACAGCCACAUCUGGGAGCCUGGACCUACUCUGGCUGCAGUCUAUCUCGGUGCUGGCAUGACUGGCCCUGUAAGAUGUGACACUGAGGGGAGCCGGAGGAACCACACACAGCACCUCCCUGUUGAUUUCCAGCCUCUUGUCAAUCUAUGAUUACUUCCAAAUAAAAGGUUAAAACAAAACAGCUGCCCAUGACCCACUGACUUGAUCAUACAACCUCGUGGAUGAAAUCUAUAAGUUGGGAGGUGGGGGAGGCUCAGGGUCCGAGGCUAGACCUGGAGGAGGAGGCUGGAGGCUUUA
Molecule: messenger RNA, 2500 nt
Organism: Globicephala melas (long-finned pilot whale)
Lineage: Eukaryota; Metazoa; Chordata; Mammalia; Artiodactyla; Delphinidae
Gene: C13H22orf39
Product: chromosome 13 C22orf39 homolog
Source: RefSeq, a predicted model, not a curated record